AAGCAUCUCCAACAAGUCCCAUUCAGCAUAUUCAGAACUGCUGUCUACAAAUACAACAUACUCCUGAUAUAAACUUACUCGUGCAUAGUUCUCUGGCUUCCAUAUCGUCAUUCACAAGCCACAAUGAAGCUCCUCCCAGUCCUCGUCGCAGCAACGCUGUCCCUCGUCCAGCUAGCCACUUCCUCCGGGCUAGAGAUCGAGUACCUCACCCCUGAGAUUGAGUGCACCCGCAAGACCCAAAAAGGGGACAACAUCGAGGUACACUACGCUGGAUCGCUACAGAGCACAGGCAAGGAGUUCGACUCGAGCUACUCUCGCGGCAAGCCGUUACCGUUCCAGCUUGGUGCAGGAAGAGUGAUCAAGGGAUGGGACGAGGGUCUUGUGGAUAUGUGUAUUGGCGAGAAGAGACGGUUGACUAUUCCUCCGGAGAUGGGAUACGGUGAUCGAGGUGUUGGGCCCAUCCCGGGGAACAGUGUGCUCGUGUUCGAGACGGAGUUGAUGGGGAUCAAAGGCGUCAAGAAGGAUGAGUUGUGAAUGUGCCUACGGACGCUGGACAAUUGGGCCUUGGAAGGCCACGCAGUGGCUACAAACCUCGUCCGGUCUGUCGUUAGGGACGACUGGAUCUGGACUGGACACUCUCACGCAUAGAAAAGGACUUGAAGAUAUUGACAAAA
Messenger RNA from Exophiala viscosa, 674 nucleotides. RefSeq names its product FKBP-type peptidyl-prolyl cis-trans isomerase. Gene Ontology annotation, molecular function: peptidyl-prolyl cis-trans isomerase activity. The record is from RefSeq and is a predicted model, not a curated record. Gene Ontology annotation, cellular component: endoplasmic reticulum. Gene Ontology annotation, biological process: protein peptidyl-prolyl isomerization. The transcript is spliced from 2 exons. NCBI's taxonomy places the organism in Eukaryota, Fungi, Ascomycota, Eurotiomycetes, Chaetothyriales, Herpotrichiellaceae. Bases 124 to 534 code for a protein of 136 amino acids.